AUGGGAACGACGACAACAGAGUCCGGGCCGGGGCCAGCGCAUCGCAAUGAUCCCUCGACGCCGUCUCCAAGCCCGAACAAGCAGGAACCGGAAACGAUGCCACCAAUGAAAGCGUACAUACGCGUCUUUUCCUACCUGCGCCGAACCGAGAUGGCCCUCAAUGCCAUCGCUGUCGCGGCGGCAUUCGGUUCAGGCACUGCACUAGCUCUGGUAAAUCUUGUCAUGGGUCAGCUAAUCAGAGUUAUUCUGGACUUCACUUCUGGGGCUCUGGACCGCGAUGACUUCCUCCCGCGCGUAUCGACCCUCUGCCUUCAACUCGUCUACAUCGGUCUCGCCCGCUGGGCCUGCGUCUACAUCUACACGGUUCUCUCGACCCAUACCGCAUACCACGCCGUCCGCAACCUCCGCGCCGAAUUUUUGCGCGCUGCCCUGCGUCAGCCGGUAGCCUUCUUCGACCGGGAGCUCAGCUCCGUUGCCAUGCAAGCCACGACCAACGGCAACUUGGUUCAGUCCGGCGUGUCUGAGAAACUCAUGGUCUGCUUCCAGGCCGCAGCGACCGCUGUCGCCGCAUUUGCCAUCGCCUUUGCCUCUCAGUGGAAGCUCACGCUGAUCCUCAUCGGUAUCGCUCCUACCUUGGUUGUCCUCCUGGGUACGUGCGCCACCCUCGAGUCCAGAAUCGAGGUGAGCCAGCUGGAAGUCUUUGCGCAGGCUGGUUCCUUUGCAGAAAAUGUCCUCGUCACCAUCCGGACCGUUCACGCCUUCGGCAUACGGCCUCGUCUCAUGGACCAUUUCGUGACCUACCUCGACAAGGCCAAAGCACUAGGCAUGCGCAAAAGCCCCCUCUACGGAGUUCUCUUCAGCCUCGAGUACUUCAUCGUCUAUUCCGGCAUGGGGCUCGCUUUCUGGCAGGGAAUUCAGAUGAUAGCGCGUGGAGAGGUCGACGACAUGGGCACCGUUUUUACUGUCAUCAUGUCUGUUCUCACUGCCAGUUUGACAGUGACUGUUGUUGCCCCGUACAUGAUUUCCUUUCAGAAGGCUGCCACGGCGGCUGCCCAGCUUUUCGUCCUCAUCGAUCGCAAUUCCGACAUAGAUCCGUUCGACGAAGGGGGCCUGAAACCUCCUGAAGAAACCGUUCGUGGCGAGCUCGAGAUCGAAAACAUUACCUUCAGUUACCCGGCUCGUCCGGGAGUCACCGUUCUGGACCGAUUCUCGCUGAACAUCCCGGCUGGAAAGGUGACGGCUCUUGUGGGCGCCAGCGGUUCCGGGAAGAGCACCAUAAUCGGUCUCGUUGAACGAUGGUACAGUCCCAACUCGGGCAGCAUAAGGCUGGAUGGAACGCGGAUCGAGGAACUGAAUCCGAACUGGCUCCGAACACAUGUGCGUCUGGUACAGCAGGAACCUGUUCUCUUCAGCGGCACUAUUUUUGAGAACAUAGCUCACGGCCUUGUCGGCACUCCCUGGGAGAAUGCAUCUCUGACUGAUCAGCGUGAGCGCGUCACCCGCGCAGCCGAGCUCGCAUACGCCCAUGACUUCAUCACCACAAAGCUCCCGAAUGGCUACGACACCGUCAUCGGAGAGCGUGGCGGACAACUCUCCGGUGGACAGAAGCAGCGGAUCGCCAUCGCGCGGAGCAUUGUUUCGGAGCCGCGUGUUCUCCUCCUUGACGAGGCCACCAGCGCGCUCGAUCCGCGAUCCGAGGGCGUUGUGCAGCAGGCCCUCGACAACGCUUCCAAGCAAAGAACGACUAUCGUAAUCGCGCACAAGCUGGCAACUGUCAGGCGGGCUGAUAAUAUCGUCGUCUUGGCCAAGGGAGCCAUAGUCGAGCAGGGUACCCAUGAGGUCUUGAUGGCCGCUGGUGGCGCUUACGCGCGCAUGGUGCGGGCUCAGAAGCUGACGGCAGGCGAUAACGAGAUUCAAAAAAUGAAAGACGUCUCCACCGAGUCUGAGAAUACGAUUCAUGAGAAAGGAGUCGUGAAAGAGGGGUAUAGGACCAUGGGAGAGAAACAGGAUUCUGGGCAAAAUCCCCAACCAGCACACGCCUCAGCAGUAGCACAGUACAAUUUCGAAGCAGCGAAUCGCAAGAACAUACUCGGAGACGUCUGGGAGCUCAUCCGCGAGAGUCCGGAGCUCAAGUGGUAUUUCAUUUCCAUCUUUAUCGGAUGCUUGAUUGGAUCCGCCGCGCUCCCUGGACAAGCUCUCCUAAUGGGGAAGAUAAUGGAUGUUUUUAACCUCCCCCCUGACCGAAUGCGUGACCGAGGGAACUUUUAUUCGCUCAUGUUCUUCAUCAUGGGCCUCGCGGCCAUGUUCAUCUACUUUGUGACGGGAUGGAUUGCCAACUCGGCGGCUCAGGCAAUGAACCACAAGUUCCGGCGGAAUCUUCUUAACAACGUCUUAAAGCAGGAUGUCAAGUUUUUCGAUCUUCUGGAAAACAACGUCGGAGCCUUGACCGGUCGCCUCGACUCCACAGCUCAGGCCAUGAUCGAGCUGAUGAGUAUCAACAUCGUCCUCAUCCUUCUGACGAUAAUGACGAUAUUGGCCUGCAGCUGCCUCUCGAUAGCCACGUCGUGGAAGCUCGGGCUUGUUGGUGUGUUCGCUGGGCUCUCCCCACUGCUGGCUGCCGGACUCGCGCGGAUCCGGCUGCAGCUCAAGAUGGAUGGGAACAACGAAAGACGCUUCUCUGCGAGCGCGGCCAUUGCUUCCGAGGCCAUCCUGGCAAUCCGGACGGUGUCCAGCCUCGCCAUCGAGCGGGUCGUCUUGCGGAGAUACACCGACGAGCUCGACGCGGCGACCAAGACGUCAGUCCGCCCAUUGCUGCACGCCAUGUUGUGGUUCUCCUUCACGCAAGCCGUCGAGUACUUUGUGCUCGGCUUGGGAUUCUGGUGGGGGUGUACGCUGUUGAGGAACGGUGAGAUAUCGCUGUACCAAUUUUUCGUGUCCUUCAUGGGCAUCUUUUACGCCGGACAAAACGCCGGCACCAUGUUCACAUAUACGAGCAGCAUCACCCAAGGAAAGUCCGCCGCCGAUUACUACUUGUGGGUGAGAUCUCUGGAACGGUCGGUGGAGGAGACGCCCCAGAACAAAUCGAUCACGCCCGCCCGUGACGUAGAUCGUGUCCAUCUUGACAACGUCGAGUUUAGCUACCCGGCUCGUCCGGAUGUUCGCGUUCUCCGCGGCGCCGAGAUCGUCGCCUCUUCUGGAGAAUUUGUGGCCCUGGUCGGUCCAUCUGGGUGUGGGAAAAGCACAGCCAUCGCGCUGCUGGAGCGUUUCUACGACCCUGUCUCAGGAAGUGUCUGGAUUGACGACCAGGACCUGGUUGAGAUCAACCCAGAGGCUUACCGAGCGAGCGUGGCCCUCGUGCAACAGGAGGCGACUCUUUACCCGAGCACCAUUCGGGAGAACGUGAUGCUGGGCCUGCCUCUGAAGGCGGAAACAUCAAGAUCCGAUGUCGACGAGAAGAGGUUGGAGGCCGCGCUCCGGGCGGCGAAUGCCUGGGACUUUGUAAUUUCGCUGCCCCAAGGCACGGAAACGCCCUGCGGCACCAACGGAUCGCAGCUGUCGGGUGGGCAGAGACAGCGCAUUGCCAUCGCACGGGCGCUGAUCCGGAACCCUAGACUGCUGCUCCUCGAUGAGGCGACGUCAGCCUUGGACACGGCGUCAGAGAGAGUGGUGCAGGGUGCUCUGGGUCGCCGCGCUGCUAGUGGCGAUGAAGCGGAUACCUCGGGUCGCGGCAGGAUCACGGUGGCCGUCGCCCACCGCUUGAGCACUAUUAAGGACGCAGACCGUAUUUACGUCUUCAGUGGCGGCAGGGUGGUGGAACAGGGCACACAUGAUGAGCUUAUUGCUCUGGGCGGUAUUUACAAGAGGCUGUGCGAGGCCGAGAGCCUCGAUGUUGAUGUUUGA
Molecule: messenger RNA, 3900 nt
Organism: Colletotrichum truncatum
Lineage: Eukaryota; Fungi; Ascomycota; Sordariomycetes; Glomerellales; Glomerellaceae
Product: ABC transporter
Biological process (GO): transmembrane transport
Cellular component (GO): membrane
Molecular function (GO): ABC-type transporter activity; ATP hydrolysis activity; ATP binding
Source: RefSeq, a predicted model, not a curated record